UUUAGUUUGUCCAGCCGCUGGAGAGUCUGCGAGAACAGUCCCGUCUGAAUGAAGAUUACAGACACAGAGACCGAGCAGGAGGAAGCAAACACAUCCUGACUGACAGAAAGCGAUCCGCAAAGACCAAACAAUCCUACGCCUCGUGUUUAGAGGUUUCUCCGGACAACCAAACCUUGGCCAACAGGAGUUGCUGCUUUGAACUACAGAAGGUGUGAAGAAGAACAGGCCUGGAGAUAAGCAAACAGUGGUUACUAGGAGAAGAUCCUGUCGUCAUCUACCAGAACAUCGUCUACUACAACGACUUCUACCAGAGCGAGAAAAGCUAAUAUCCACCAGGACUACGUUUAUUCCUUUUUAAUUCUACUGAACCCUCUCAUCUCAGCUGCCAAGACAAGUAGAGCAAGUCAUCUCCUUUAAGAGUCGCUCAGCACUAACAAGACAGACGUAGGGAGGGAGUAAAAAGAAGAAGAGGAGAGGGAGGGUGGGUAGAGAGCCGGAGAGAAUUGGCGCUCAAGUGUGAGCGAGAGAGAGCAUGCCGAACACAGCGUGCGAGCGUCUCCUCUAACCGUUGGCACUUUGAUACAUUUCAAAGCCUCGCACCUCGCACUGAAGCAACUGACAGAACGUGGUUAGUAUCUGAGACCUGUACCCGAGCAGACGGCUGAACGAAUGGGCUUUUAUUUGAGGAGCAACAGUUCAGAAGGACUCGUCUGAGGCGGCUGUAAUUGAGGAUGAAUUUCUGAAAGACCUGCUAGGUAAAAGAGAUCCCGAUAGUGACUUAUAGCAGUCCAGAAAGCCAAAAAGGAGGUGGCAAUUUACAAUGGAUGAAUGUCCUUGGAUUUCUUGGCAGUGCUGAUCUGUUUUGAGUUUGUUGGCGCUCUUGGGUCUCUGAGAUUCUGCUUUAAGACAACUAGUUUGUAAGGAGUUCUGCUACAGGUCAGUUCCAAGCUGGACCACUUAAACUAUCUGCAGGAGGUCUGGAGAGCAUGGGAAAAUCAAACAGCAAGCUCAAACCUGAGGUGGUGGAGGAACUAACCAGGAAGACCUACUUUACAGAGAAAGAAGUUCAGCAAUGGUACAAGGGCUUCAUUAAAGAUUGCCCGAGCGGUCAGCUUGAUGCUGCAGGUUUCCAGAAGAUCUACAAACAGUUCUUCCCCUUCGGCGACCCCACCAAGUUCGCCUCAUUUGUCUUCAAUGUUUUUGAUGAGAACAAGGAUGGACGGAUUGAGUUCUCAGAGUUCAUUCAGGCCCUGUCUGUGACCUCACGUGGGACUUUGGAUGAAAAGCUCCGCUGGGCCUUCAAGCUUUAUGAUCUUGAUAACGACGGCUAUAUCACACGUGAUGAAAUGCUCAAUAUCGUAGACGCAAUCUAUCAGAUGGUGGGAAAUACAGUGGACCUUCCAGAAGAAGAAAACACGCCGGAAAAGAGAGUCGAUCGCAUUUUUGCCAUGAUGGAUAAAAAUGCUGAUGGGAAGCUGACCCUGCAGGAGUUCCAGGAGGGAUCAAAGGCAGAUCCUUCUAUUGUCCAAGCUUUGUCACUCUAUGAUGGCCUUGUAUAGUAGCGGCUUGUCUUAAGGAUACAGGUACGGCAAAGGAUCCAGUGCCACGCCAUCCCACAAUGCUCAUAAGGAGAUGAGUCUUCGUCGUUUGACCUCUCGUUCAGGACACUUAAGACUGUCUCGCCACAAGCAAAUCACAUUUCAGCGUAUAACAAUGGCAGAAAAGAAGAACCUGUCAUCCUAAAACUGUGUGUGUGUGUGUGUGUGUGUGUGUGAAUGCAAUUCAGAACACAUCGAAUUUUCAGCAGCGGCUACUUUCUGACAAACAAAUGCACUGGAGACUAUAUGGAUGGCACUGACAGUUAAAGAAAAGCAUGCUGAAAAACCUAAAUUAUAAAUGUAAAUAUGUGUAAACAUUUCAUAUUUUUUAAUCACACUUCGCCGGGAUAUUGUGGACGUGCGCUUCAUAUAUAAUUUAAGAGACUGUUGAUAUUUUAUUUAUUUCUUGUUUACCUUGAAGUGUAUGGAUCGCAGCUGUUACAAGCCUUAAUGUUAAAAGCCUCUUGGAAUGAAAGACUUUAAUCCUGUUUUUGCUCGUGAAAGGAGAUUAUUAUAUUCGCGGCGCACAGCUUCGGUUGUGAAGAGUGCGCUGCCCAUUCAUCGCUGGCAAAAGUCAAAGUGAAGUCCUAAAGUGACUUCCUAAACAAUGCACUGUAACCAAGCAACACGCCACACUUAUUAUCCCUGAACAGUUGCACCUAAAAAACGGAUGUAAAUACCUCUGUAAUGAAGAAAGUCCGCCGUCUGCUUAUUUAAACUACACCUCUGCAUUUGUCUUUUCCCGUGUCAUUUUCCUGUCAAACAAAAGCCAUAGACUUGAACUAUGGCAUUCUCUUCUCAAAGCAAGUAAUUGGGUAUGAGCCGGGUGGUCUCAUGGUUUAUCAGUCGCUCUCUGGCUGAUGAUUAAAUUCGAGUCACUGCAUAA
Puntigrus tetrazona (Sumatra barb) is the source of this 2484-nucleotide messenger RNA. It is a transcript of the gene ncs1b, whose product is annotated as neuronal calcium sensor 1b. NCBI's taxonomy places the organism in Eukaryota, Metazoa, Chordata, Actinopteri, Cypriniformes, Cyprinidae. The transcript is spliced from 10 exons. The coding region runs from base 987 to 1559 and encodes 190 amino acids. The record is from RefSeq and is a predicted model, not a curated record. Gene Ontology annotation, molecular function: calcium ion binding; calcium sensitive guanylate cyclase activator activity.